AUGCAUGGAAGCUCUUCCACCUCCGAGCUGCCAGAGGCCGCCUGCAGGAUGAAAUUGAAUGGUGUCCCUCAGAAUGAAGACGAAUCUAGAUGCGAUACAGCGGAAUCGCCGGAAAGAGACCCCCGGGAGGCCAGGCUGGCGGAGCGCGUGUCCCGGGCCGAUCCCCGCGCGCUGCCCGCACCCCUGUCCGCAUCCGCGCGCAGACACAGACUGCAGAGGCAGAGGGAGGUGUGCGACCCGCAGGACACCCCCGCUGCGCCAAAACUGUCCGCUGAAGCGCCUGCGAAGGGCUCUCUCACCUCAGGCAUGCGGAAAAAAUACUUAAAGGAACUACUGCUAAAUAAAAGUCGACUUGGCAGCAUAUUACUGUCCUCUAGCAGCUGUAGCGGUUCUUCCAGAGAGCACGACAGCGAUGUCUUACAGUGCACUUCGGAGGAAAGCGCCAAUAGCCGCACAUUUUGGGCUCUGGAUCCAACGGAACACGCUUGGAUGCUGUCGGUGGUGGAUGGAAACCUCGAUACCAUCCUUGAUUAUCUCAGGGAGGAUUUCAGUUUAUUGACCAAAAAGGACUUUGUUACGGGUUUCACUGUUCUUCACUGGUUGGCAAAAUAUGGGAAGCACGAAACGCUGAUAAAGCUGCUAAGGCAUGCCGAAAAGGAGGGUUUUCCGGUAAAUGUGAACUUAAAGGCGAGCGGGGGCGUCACGCCGCUCCACGUCGCCGCCAUGCACAGCCAGCACAUGGUUAUAAAGAUUUUGGUGGGCGCGUUUAGCGCCAAUGUGGAGGCUAUGGACUACAGCGGACGGCGACCGUGGCAGUACCUCCAAAGCAACGCCUCGGAGGAGAUGAGGGAGCUCCUGGGUGCUUUGGAUGAUGAGGCUGGUGGAAAUAUCGUGUAUCAGAAUGCCAAUAACAACAGCGCCGGCGAAGCGCAGCGCCUCAAAACUGAUCGCCAAAAUCGAGGCGCUGCGCUGGGAAGCGCGCUGGACCCUUCCGCAAAAAGAAGCGAACGCUGGCGGACUGGAACUGUCAGAAAACGUCUUGCACCUUAA
This is a messenger RNA of Megalops cyprinoides (Indo-Pacific tarpon), 1050 nucleotides long. RefSeq names its product ankyrin repeat domain-containing protein SOWAHC-like. Bases 1 to 1050 code for a protein of 349 amino acids. Lineage: Eukaryota; Metazoa; Chordata; Actinopteri; Elopiformes; Megalopidae. The transcript has a single exon. Gene Ontology annotation, molecular function: protein binding. The record is from RefSeq and is a predicted model, not a curated record.